Molecule: messenger RNA, 2799 nt
Organism: Lodderomyces beijingensis
Lineage: Eukaryota; Fungi; Ascomycota; Pichiomycetes; Serinales; Debaryomycetaceae
Source: the annotation of a GenBank genome assembly
AUGUCAGGUAGAAGAAGAGCUUACCCACAACCGCAGUAUUCGGCACCAGGAGCUGCUGGCAUUGCCUCUUCCUCUAUUGGCCAAGCACAACAAGCCGUUUUGCAAGGAGGAGUGCCUCAGUAUGGGGGUGCUCCGGCUUAUGGAGUUGACCAGUUGCAGGGCCAGUUUCAGCAAAUGAAUGUCAAUGGAGCACAGGCGCAACAGGCGCAACAAGGUCAGUAUUCCCAUCUCCAGUAUCAGCAACAGCCAAACGCACAGCUUGGUUAUGACCCUUACCAAGCACAAGCGCAAGCUGGUGUUUAUGGGCAAGGCAUGGGUGGGGUUCCACCUGCUGCGGGAGCAGCAGCUGCCUACCAAUCUGGAGCCUAUGGCGGCUACGGCACUGCUAGCAUUGCAACUGGUGUGCAGUUGAAUGCCUUGUACACAACGGACUUGUCGAGAGACUUGCCACCACCAAUUGCCGAAUUGUCAUUCCAGCCACCUCCCAUCACGUUGUCGGAGAAUGCCACUUUGAUUCCCGGGUCCAAGACUGCAAAUGCCUCGUGCGACUACUUUAGAUCCACUUUGAACGUUAUCCCCAAUAACUCGUCGCUUUUGAAAAAAUCAAAACUUCCAUUGGCAUUGGUGGUCAAGCCCUACAAUGCUUUGAAAAUAGAUGACGAAAACGUGCCUGUGACUUGUGACACUACCAUCAGCAGAUGUCGUCGUUGUCGUGGCUACAUCAACCCAUUUGUCACUUUGGCUGAAAAUGGUAGACGCUGGAGAUGCAACUUCUGUAACUUGUUGAAUGAUAUUCCAAGUGCUUUUGAAUACGAUGAAAUCAGCGGCCAAGUUAGAAACAAGUUUGAUAGAGUUGAAUUGAACCAUGCCGUGGUUGAGUUUAUUGCACCAAAAGAAUAUAUGGCCAGAGCUCCGCAACCUAUUGUUUACGUGUUCAUCAUUGAUGUUUCCGUGCACGCGGUACAAAGUGGAUUGACAGGCACAAUCACCAGAACUAUUUUGGAAAGUUUGGACAGAAUUCCCAAUGAAAACAAGACCGCGAGAAUCGCUUUCAUUGGGGUUGAUUCCAACUUGCACUACUUUAGGUUCUACGAAGGGUUGGAGGGCACUGAAACCAUGGUUGUUGCCGAUAUCGACGAGCCUUUCUUGCCCUCUCCUGGUGGACUUUUGGUUAAUUUGGACGAAAACAGAGAGGCUAUCGAAAAAUUGCUUCUUGAUUUCCCAUCAUUCUUUGAAGGAACUGCUAGUCAAGGUUUCGCUUUGGGUCCAGCAUUGAAAGCGGGACACAAGUUGAUCAGCAAUGUUGGUGGUAAAUUGGUUUGUUUUGCUGCCACUUUGCCCAAUGUAGGUGAAGGAAAAUUGAGUGUUCGAGACGAAGCCAGCGUUGCUGGAAAAGUCAAAGAAGCCAAGGCCUUGUUGACUUCGGCCGACAGCUUCUACAAAUCGUUUGCCGUCAAUUGUAACUCGUCUCAAGUUACUGUUGACCUUUUCUUGACGUCGUCGGCUUAUCAAGAUGUUGCUACCUUGUCCAACUUGCCCCGAUACACUGCAGGUCAAACCCAUUUCUACCCAGCAUGGACAAGCAAAAAAUACGAAGACGUUGCCAAAUUGUCGAAAGAAGUUAGUGACCACUUGUCUCAAGACAUUGCCUUGGAGGCUGUGUUGAGGGUUAGAGGAUCAACAGGUUUCCGAAUGUCCUCAUUCUUUGGUAAUUUCUUCAACAGAUCAUCUGAUUUGUGUUCAUUCCCCACUUUCCCCAGAGACCAAUCUUAUCUCAUUGAGAUGUCGAUAGAGGAAACCAUUAAUAAACCAGUUGUUUAUUUCCAAGCAGCUGUUUUGCAUUCAACGUCGUUUGGAGAGAGAAGAAUCAGAGUCAUGAAUUUGGCUUUGCCGACAUCUUCCAAAUUGGUUGAUAUAUAUGCCUCGGCCGACCAAUUGGCAAUCACAAACUAUUUCACCCACAAGGCCAUUGAAAAAGCAUUGUCUUCGUCGUUACCAGAAGCGAGAGAAUACCUCAUUUCCAAAGUAGUUGAUAUAUUAAACAUUUACAGGAAGGAGCUCGUUGCAGGAAAUGUUUCCGGAGCCUCGCCGUUGCAAAUAUCCACCAAUUUGAGAAUGUUGCCGCUUUUGCUCUUUUGCUUAACCAAGCACUUGGGUUUCAGGAGCGAUAGAGUGCCAUCCGAUCACAGGGCUGCUGCAUUGAACAACCUUGGAUCUUUGCCAAUCCCACAGUUGAUCAAGUCCAUAUAUCCUACUGUGUACUCCUUGCACAAUAUGCCUGAUGCGUGUGGACUACCAGGCGUUAGAGAAGGGAGCGAAGAAUUUGAGCAAGAAGACUCAUCUGAGGUUGACGUGGUGUUACCGGAACCAGUCAAUGACUCGAAAACGUCCUGGGAAAACUAUGGAUUAUACCUCAUUGACAAUGGCAGCGAGCUAUUCUUGUGGGUCUCAGGUAACGUUGUCCCAGGGUUAAUCCAAGAUGUGUUUGGUACGGAAAACUUGUACGAGAUCCCAACGGGCAAAACCGAGCUUCCCGAAUACUCAAUUGAGCAAAGUGAAUUCAACUACAGAGUGCGUCAAAUCAUUGGUAAAAUCAGAGAACAACCAGACUCGAUCAUUUGGAAGAAUUUGUAUGUUGUUGUUGGUGCUUCAUCGAACGAGCCAAUUGAAAUUUCCCAGCAGCGUGACCUCAUGGCUUUGAGAAUGUGGGCUUCAAGUUGCUUGGUGGAGGACAAGACAGGUAGUGAACCUUCCUAUAGGGACUUUUUGACUUCGUUAAAGUCAAAGGUGUCACAGUAA